This is a messenger RNA of Lobosporangium transversale, 3667 nucleotides long. RefSeq lists its product as hypothetical. The transcript is spliced from 2 exons. Bases 132 to 3602 code for a protein of 1156 amino acids. Lineage: Eukaryota; Fungi; Mortierellomycota; Mortierellomycetes; Mortierellales; Mortierellaceae. The record is from RefSeq and is a predicted model, not a curated record.
UGAAUAUUUUUCUUUUUUGUUCACUCGUCCUGCUUCUGCCCUUUCUUUCUUGAUCCCCCCAUCUUUCUUCAAUACAUACAGUGCUCUGGCUUGCCUAUUUGCCCUCCCUCUUCUUAUUUGUCAUCCCUAGUAUGGCACAUUAUGGUUUCAGCAAUGGGCUUUGGCAAACUGUGCGACUUCAUUGCCAGACAGUUGAAGUUGAAGCCCGAGAGGGAACAGAGCAGACUAAAGGACAGCCCUAUGUCUUACUUCAGGAUGUAGAAGAUAUUUUUCCAGGGGCUAUUCGGCUACAAUGCGGAAAGCGUUCGCUUGGAUUCAUGGUUGACGGUGAUGGGAAUAGGUUGAUACCGCUGCGCGUCCGUUACCUGCCCAAGACAACCUUGGAGGUCGUACUCAGGUCUGACCUACAGUUGCCGAUGCGGAUACCCAGUCAAAGGCAUGUCAGGAAUGCGAAGGCUAUUGAAUUGCUCCUUUCUUCGUGCCAAUCCAGCUACUCCUCUCCUCCCUCUCCCACUGUGCUUAUAUCCCCUCACCACGAGAGCAAAGCAAGAUUUGAGUCAUGUCAGCUGCUACAUAAAGGCACUAUUCACUCCAUUCUUCACACGGUCAUACCGCCAUUGCACCCCCAUGCACAGAGUCACUUGCCGAUAUUUGAUGAAGAGAAUAUUAACCUGCAAUCAUCCAAUCAGCAUAAUUACUCUACUUCCAUUAUUGAUGCACACAUUCUUUCCCUUGAGGCUUCCGACUUUCCUUCGGCCUUACCCAAUGAGGAACUCAAAACACAAUAUUUAAAAUCCUUGUCUUUUUAUGAAUCUUUUAUACGUUACUCCGAUGCUGGCCGAAUGGAGCAAGCCAAUACAGCAGGCAAAGACUUCCGGUGGCAAUUUGACUUUUUGAGGUUGGCAAUGGCUCAGCAUCAAGGUCUGCAAUAUCGCUUGCUUCAAAUGCAACAAACGAUUAAACAGAUACAAAUUGAGUCUAUUGGAAGGCUUAUCACAAUCCAAAACAAUGCUUGGGAUAUUCUUUUUCAUUACAACGAUGUCGAGCUACACGAGAACCCUGGUCCUAGACUGUUUAUCGUUCUACCAAAAAGCACUUCAUUGCCACAGAACCACAGUAGUGGUGAAGGACAAGCGCUAAGGCCAGAAGAUUUUCGAUUGUAUUUCCUUUGUGAAUGUGGGGAACAAACCAUACAGGCAUGCUUAUAUAACAACAGCAACGCCAGCAGCGAUAGCGAAGGUACUGGAAGUCUUGCCAGGCCUAUUACCAAAAGCAGCUAUAGUCCCAUUAGCGGAAGCAACAAGAGGUUCGCCUGGGGCUCCAGCAAUCUCAAUAGUAACGACAACCUCAGCGGUGGUGAAUCCCCCUAUUGUACCUCCGCCUGUAGUGCUAGCGAAAACACAAUAACUAGUGGCCAAGACCAAAGCCAAGGUGGUUGGCUAUCGCACCAUAUCCAUGUAGCAGAGCAUGAAGGCUAUGACCUGGAUAACCCCUUCGGAUUUUUUCAAGAGUUUGGUCAAUAUACCCUUGUAUUACUUCAGGUGCUCAAGUACGGCAUUGUCACGGAUGAAUGUACCAUUCCAUCACUCGCUACAUACGCUGGGGAUGAUAGUAGCAGCAGCUUCAGCAGCAGUGGCGCAGCCAAGAUGGCCAAGGACGUCGAUGGGAGUAAUCUCGAGUCUUCGGUAAAUCGUGCUAUCGAAUUCCUACAAUCAUGGGCUACUAAAAACGGUUCUCAGACUUACGUCAGCGGACCGCAGCAACAGCUGGCGGGGGCACAUGGCAAGCGAAAGAAUAUGCUCAGUAAAUUACGAUCAUUUAUCAUAUUGAGCGAAAAACAAAAAAGUGAAGCAUUGGGAAAUCUAUACAGAGUUCCAACAAGUGAGGGCUUCACCAGAUGGAUAUGUUUGGACCAUUAUUACAACCGUUAUAAUAGCGCAGCUAUCAAGGAGCUUCAAAUCCUUGCAGCAAUCGAUGGCGGCGCAUUUGAAGAACACUAUGGUCGAGUUACUAUAACGCUGACAUCAGCUGUCGAUGCCACACAGUUCUACAAGGCACUGGAGAGGACGCGGUCGAUCCUGGAGCUCAACCUCACCCUAGACUGGAAUAUUAGCUUUUCAGAAGCCAAAGUUCUUCGGGACGCCAUUAGCCAUUCCAGCAUUGCGAUCCUCCGUCUUGCUUGCACAGCAUCCACUGCGCCUACGGAGAUGUUCAGCCGAUCAAAACGAGCGAACCCUAUCUGGCAAAUGAUAUCAAACCCACGCUUGAGCUCUUUCUCACUCCAGCGUUACUCGGGAUUUUUUACAAAAGUCAGCUCACCUGUCUACAUGAAUCAACUACAAUCCCUAUCUAUUUCCGACGAAAUCGAAUGGAGCAACAACUCGUCGAGGAUCAUUGAGCUACUUUCAGCUAGCCCUCACCUCAUUGAGCUGAUGCUAGCCACAAGCACCAAAGUCUAUGAGACGUAUCAAGCCAUCAGACUUACGGCCUUGAAGUGUUGCCCUGUGCUGGAAAGGCUUACCAUUAGGGCGAGCAAGGUUGAAAAGCUAACGACCAGCUUAGAACAUGGGCAGGUCAUUACUGAUAUGGACGUUGUCAUCCCUAGUCUUGGCCCUUAUAGCUCUCUCUUCGAAAGCGGUAGCCCUAUAAGAUACCUCCAUAUUACUUCGCGCACCAGCUUCCAGGGUGAUGGCGAACUCUUGUUGAAGCUUAUCUGUAGGAGUAAUACUUUGACGGACCUUAGGGUUUGUUGCUAUGUAUCAGAGUUUCACAGUUUUUAUACUACGGUCCGACGUGGCGUCACAGAAAAUAUCAUGGAUACAAAAGGACUAUCGACAAGUUUGAAAAGAGUCUGCCUUUACCGCGGCAGCAAUCAGCUUUACACAGCAGACAUUAUGGAUCCAGAGGCGGUGUGUUUAGAGCUUCUGCAAAUAAAUGUAUAUAAAGGGCCCAUGCUCCAUUUGAUCCAGAGAUAUGGCUCUAAGCUCACAAAGUUAAAGAUCGACGGUCCUCAAUGGAUGGCUGCCCAUUCCACAGCACUGCUGGAAUCUGUCUCUCAAAUCUUACCCUCGUCCCUAUCAUCAUCACCAACACUAUCAUCGUCAUCAUCAGCGUCUUCGUCUUCGCCAUCGCCAUCAUCGUCCCUGUUGCUGUCACUAUCCACACCAACGCCGGCAUUAUCUCUAUUUCCGCUAAAUUCGCCUCUUCGCCCACGCCUGGAGGAGCUUUUUUUGACAGUCUUGAAUGUGGAUGAGAGCAUACUAGAGGAUCUAAGUGCUGUGAUCAACCAAUCAGAGCAACUCAGGGUUUUCAAGCUGUUAGUGGAUCAACCUUUCAAGGAGGAUAUUCAUCGAUCGAUGUGCUGGAUAGAAUUUAUGAAAAAAACCGUAGAGAAAUUAACGACGCUGAUACUAUCUUGCAAGGAUCCUAAAGACUGGAUGGAUGCUUUCGAAACUACUUUCUCCUCUGUUUCACCUUGCACCCGUUUCAGAGCUCUAGAGAACAUAUUGUUCGCACAACCACCACGAUCGAAACUUGAUCGAACUUUAACCGUCUUACUCGAUGAACAAUACACCUGGAGCCUUGAGAAAUAUAAAAAAUAAACAAAGCAUAGUGCAUUGGCUACUCAAAACGACCAAUGUGUUUAAGCAGAAUGCAUUAACUAUAG